This is a messenger RNA of Arachis stenosperma, 2856 nucleotides long. Its product is annotated as nucleolar complex-associated protein 3. Gene Ontology annotation, biological process: DNA replication initiation. Gene Ontology annotation, molecular function: chromatin binding. Bases 86 to 2605 code for a protein of 839 amino acids. Gene Ontology annotation, cellular component: nucleolus. The record is from RefSeq and is a predicted model, not a curated record. Lineage: Eukaryota; Viridiplantae; Streptophyta; Magnoliopsida; Fabales; Fabaceae. The transcript has 13 exons.
CCUAGGAAAACCCUUUCACUAUCCUUCCAAGUUCCAAGUCCUAUCUGUUUAUCACCCUCAACGCGGUCAACGCAACGCAACCGUAAUGGGGAAGAAGAAGCAGAAGGAGAAGAUAGUUCUUCCACCGGACCUCCCGCCGGAGAUUCCCGACGACGAGGUCGAGGUCUCCGAUGAGGACCUCCAGUUCGUCAAUGAGAAUCGCGGUUACGCUUCCUUAUUCUCCACCCUUGACACGCAAUCAAUCACCAAGCAUGUUACUCGAGUUGCUGAUGCUAAAGAUGAUGCUUUGGAGAAACUUUAUGAGAAACGGCUGCGAAAGAAUGCUCUCAAGAAGGAAAAAGAAGAAACAGGAAUACAGGUUGACCGAGUUGAUGUUCUUCCAAUCAAGUCUUUGGAUGGACAACUCCAUUACCGGACAGCUACAAAGGCAGAAUCACAAAAUGGUCCAAGUGAAGAGGAAACGGGAGAGGAUGUAAAUGAUAGAAAAAGUCUGGUGAAGCUAACUAAGGCUGAAAAGAGAGCCAAACUUAAGAAGUUGAGGAAGGAGGGGAAAAAGCAAGGGAAAGAGGUGCCAAAAGCAGAAGUGGAACAAACACCACAAGCCACUGUACUGGCUGAGGUAAAAGAAGAUCUUACAACUGAGGAGGUUUUUGAAUCUAAGAAGUGUAAACUUGCAGAGUUGGGAAAUGCAUUACUUACAGACCCUGAGUCCAAUAUUAAAUUUCUGAAGGAUAUGCUACAGAUAUCUAAAGACAAUGAUCCUACCAUUGUUAAACUUGGACUUCUGUCACUCUUGGCUGUAUUUAAAGAUAUUGUCCCUGGCUAUCGAAUAAGGCUUCCUACUGAGAAAGAACUGGAAAUGAAGGUUUCAAAGACUGUGAGAAAGAUGCGUUACUAUGAAUCAACUCUACUUUCGGCAUACAAGGCAUACCUGCAAAGGCUGAUGUACUUAGAAAAGAAGCCCUUAUUUCAACUUGUAGCAGUACGUUGUAUUUGUACAUUGCUCGACAUACAUCCUCAUUUCAACUUCAGGGAAAACCUGUUGGAUGCUACUGUCAGAAACAUAAGCUCUACUAAUGAGGCCAUAAGGAAACUUUGUUGCUCUACAGUUAAAUCAUUGUUUACAAAUGAGGGUAAACAUGGUGGUGAGGCUACUGUAGAGGCUGUUCGAUUGAUUGCCGAUCUUGUCAAGGCUAAUAAUUGUCAGUUGCAUCCUGAUUCUGUUGAGGUGUUUUUGUCUCUUUCAUUCGAUGAGGAUCUUGGGAAGACUGAGAAGAAAGACGAGGAUCAGAAAUUUAAAAACAAGAAAAAUAAGAAGAGAAAAAACAUGGAGGCAUCAAAUCAGUUGCCAGAUAAUGAUAGAAAGAGAAGUAAGCAUGAAAUGAUCUCUAAGACAAAAGAGGAGGUUGAAGCUGAGUACAAGGCUGCAUCGUUUGCCCCAGAUGUUAUGGAGAGGAGACAAAUGCAAUCUGAAACACUCUCUGCCGUGUUUGAGACAUAUUUUCGCAUUUUGAAGCACACGAUGCAUUUUAUAGCAACCAGGCCUGAAGUAAAUACUGGGGCAUCAUCUGCUGCAGUGGAAUCCCACCCAUUGUUUGCUCCUUGUCUCAAAGGACUGGGAAAGUUUUCACAUUUGAUUGACCUCGACUUCAUGGGGGACCUAAUGAACCAUCUCAAAGUACUUGCUUCUGAUGGUAGUAACUCUGGCAACAGUUCUGAGAAGUGUCCUAAAUUUUUGACUGUGACCGAACGUCUCCAAUGUUGCAUUGUUGCUUUUAAAGUGAUGAGGAAUAAUCUUGAUGCUCUGAAUGUUGAUUUGCAAGACUUCUUCAUCCAUCUUUACCGUCUUAUACUUGAAUACAGGCCUGGAAGAGAUCAAGGAGAGGUGUUAGCAGAAGCUUUGAAGAUAAUGUUGUGUGAAGAUAAGCAACAUGACAUGCAAAAGACUGCUGCAUUCAUAAAGCGUUUGGCUACAUUGUCGCUGUGCUUUGGAUCUGCUGAGUCCAUGGCUGCAUUGGUCACAGUAAGGCAUCUCCUUCAAAAGAAUGUGAAGUGCAGAAAUCUGUUGGAAAAUGACACUGGAGGGGGCUCAGUUUCUGGAACAAUCCCAAAAUAUCAACCAUAUUCCACGGAUCCCAAUUUAAGUGGAGCUCUUGCUUCUGUGCUUUGGGAACUCAAUCUUUUGUCCAAGCAUUAUCAUCCUUCUAUAUCAACAAUGGCCUCUGGUAUAUCAAGCAUGAGUGUUGCACAGAAUCAAGUCAUUCUCUCAAAAACCUCUCCUACACUAGCUUUAAUGGAAAUGUCUCUUGAUCAGGAAUUAACUUUCCCGCAACAUAGUGGCACUAUAAAAUUGAAUAACAAGAAGAGAAGAACAAAUGCUCCUGCAACAUCACCCUCCAUUGGUUCUGCAUCAGUCAUUUCAAGUUCAUUCAAUGAGGAUGAGUUGCAUGAGAAACUCAGUUCCCAUUUUACGCUUCUUCGCGACAUCAGGGAGAAUGAAAGGUUGAGAAAGGAGUUGGAUAAGACUACACUAUCACUACAGCUAUAUGAACAAUAUAAGAAACAAAAGCAAAGAUCAAAACCAAAGAAGAAAGCCAUUGCUUAAUAGAUGUAUAUGGCUUAUAGAUAACAUGAAAUUUUGUAGUUUUAUUUUCGUUGUUUCCGUAGUUGUGAAAACCAGACCAAUUAUCAAUCAGGUAAGAGGACUAGAAGCCAUUGGUCACCAGUUUUGUGCCGGUUUGGUGUACCUGCUGAUAAAGUGUAAAAUUAUUUUUUGAUUAGAAGAGAGUGAUAUUCAUUUUACAGAAGUACUUUAUUAGAAGGUUUAUAAAGAAAUUUGAAAUUGGAAUUAGAACA